This is a messenger RNA of Coccomyxa subellipsoidea C-169, 2787 nucleotides long. RefSeq names its product EMP/nonaspanin domain family protein. Bases 1 to 2043 code for a protein of 680 amino acids. The record is from RefSeq and is a predicted model, not a curated record. Gene Ontology annotation, cellular component: membrane. The transcript is spliced from 11 exons. Lineage: Eukaryota; Viridiplantae; Chlorophyta; Trebouxiophyceae; Coccomyxaceae. Gene Ontology annotation, biological process: protein localization to membrane.
AUGGGCGCGGGUCUGAUGAGGGCAGCAGUUGUGCUGUCAUUCUUCAGUUGUAGUUUCGCGUACUACUUGCCGGGCACAUACCCCCAAGAGUUCUUCCUAGGACAGACUUUGCAAGCGGAGGUCAAUUCCUUGACUUCUUCAGAGACAGAGCUGCCAUACAACUAUUACUCUCUGCCUUUCUGCAAGCCUCCUGAGGGAGUGAAGAAGUCCAUCAACACGAUCAACCCUGGCACCAUAUUGAUGGGGACUCGUAUUGAGAACUCGCCUUACAACUUCUCAAUGCUGGUGGAGGAGAAGACAAAGCUGGCUUGCCAGCCAGAGGGCUUCUACGGCCCUCUCACAGAGCGGGAAGUGGUGGACUUGAGGGAGAAGAUUGACCAGCACUACCGCGUGCGGUUGAUCCUGGACAACCUCCCGAUCACCACGUAUGAUCUGGAGGAGAACCCGGAGAGCAUCCGUCCGGGGUACGAGAUCGGCAUCUCCGUGGACGGCAAGUACUACUUGAACAACCACCUCAUGUUCAAGAUCCUGGUGCACAAGACCAACGGCCAGUACACGCGCGCCCGCAAGAACAUGGCCGAGCUGGAGGCAGCCGCCGUUGUCGAGGUGCGCACCAUUCACCCUACCGAGCACUCCACGGUGGCUACAACUCUGGGGGACCUGGCCGGGUCGGCGGUGGGCGGCGAGUCGGAUGAGCCAAUGUACAUGGUGGUGGGCUUUGAGGUGAUGGCGUGCAGCAUCGCGCGCGUGGCGGGCCAGAAGCCCAAGGACAUCUCCUGCAUUGACACGCUGGAGGGCAAGCCGCCUGCGCCGCAGGAGAUCACCAAGGACGCGAAGCUGGUGUACACGUACGACGUGUACUGGGAGCUGAGCGACAUAAGCUGGGCAUCGCGUUGGGACGCCUACCUGCGCAUGCCGGGCGGGCGCGUGCACUGGUUCUCCAUCCUCAACUCGCUCAUGGUCGUCGUCGUCAUGUCCUCCAUCGUCGCCAUGAUCAUGAUGCGCACCAUCCGCCGCGACCUACAGCGCUACGAGAACCUCCUCGGCGACACCAGCGCAAAGGAUGACGUGGAGGAGAGUGGGUGGAAGAUGGUGAGCGGGGACGUGUUCCGGUCGCCCAAGAGCGCCAUGUUGCUCUGCGUGCAACUGGGCUCCGGCGUCCAGAUCAUCCUCUCAUCCUUCAUCACCCUCUUCUUCGCCGCCCUCGGCUUCCUGUCGCCUGCGUCGCGCGGUGCACUGCUGACUGCGAUGCUGGUGAUGUACCUGCUGCUGGCGCUGGGCGCGGGCUUUGCCAGCGUGUGGCUGUGGGGCCUCAUCCAGCGCUCCUACGACGGCUGGUCAGGGGUCGCCUGGCGCGUGGCCUCCUACUUCCCCGGCAUCACGCUCGCCACGCUGUCCUGCCUCAACGUGCUCCUCGUGCACACCGGCUCCUCCGGCGCAAUCCCCCUCACCGCCUUCUUCUCGCUCAUCUCCCUCUGGUUCAUCAUCUCCAUCCCCCUCUGCUUCUCCGGCGGCAUUAUAGCGACCAAGCAGGAGAUCAAGGCGUACCCGACACGCACCAACCAGAUUCCCCGCCACAUCCCCCCGCCGCACUGGGCCUCGCACCCGGUCGUCCUCUUCCUGGCCGCCGGCCUGCUGCCCUUUGGCACCAUCUUUGUUGAGCUCUACUUUGCCAUGACCUCCAUCUGGCAGGGGUACUUCUACUACAUCUUUGGCUUCUGCUUUGUGGUGGGCAUGCUGACCGUGCUGAUCACCAUCGAGGUGGCUAUCGUCUGCACCUACGUCCAGCUCUGCGCUGAGGACUACCUCUGGUGGUGGCGCUCUUUCCACCGGGGAGGCAGCGUGGCAGUGUACAUUGGCAUCUACUCCAUUGGUUUCCUGGUCAACACACUGCACUCGCUGUCCGGCCUGGUUUCCGUGCUGCUGUACCUGUCCUACAUGGCCCUCGUCAUGUGGGGCAUCUACCUGGCCAUGGGCACUGUCGGCUUCUUCGCGUCUCUGCUCUUCACCUACAAGAUCUUCUCUGCUGUCAAGGCCGACUGAGCCAGUUCUGGCGCUAGGCAAUCAACAGCAGAGGAACCUGAAGGAACGUGACUGGCUGUGAGCUGCAAUUUCUGCAUCCUACUGACAAGAGCCUUGCAAAAUUUGAUUCGAUGAACAGUGAUAGCCUUGCUUGCUGACUGAUUGCUGCAUGCGGUUGCAUGGGAAGCUCAUGUUGACAGAGGCGAUGUCCUCAGAAGGGAGCGGUCAGAAGAGCGUCUUGUAAAAUGUCCACAGUGCAAUGAGAUCCUGGCGCUUGGCACCGAUAUAUGUUGGGGUCUGAUUGCUCAAGAGUAUUGCUAAAUUUAAGACUAGCAUGAGGUUUAUGACUUUGGACCCUACAGAAGUUCUGUGACAGAACCCUUUCAAGAUUCACUCUGAGAACGAGAUUUCCCACCAACUGGGCCCAGCUGCCCUCAAGUGCCCACCAACUGCCUGGACACCCACCAACUCUGGGAGUUGAUUGAGGGGUGCGUUGGUGGGUGCUGUUCGGAUGUUCUUGGGGGCAGGUUGGGUGAAACAGUUGGUGGAGACUUUUGGUGGAAGUAUUGCUGGCAUCUUGAGGGGUGUCAUGGUAUGUUGUUUUGGUAUGCUUUCUGGUGAUUGUUGCUGGUGGCCUAUUGGAAGAUGAGAAGUGCCCAGAACUUUGCUGCCCCAGAUCAGCAAUAUGGACCUCAUUCUGGAUCUUGGACUUGUGCAAGAAUAAAGCAGACAGAGUCUCAAAGUGUGUGUAUAAUCAUUACAAUC